Pteropus alecto (black flying fox) is the source of this 1123-nucleotide messenger RNA. RefSeq names its product Opa interacting protein 5 (gene OIP5). The transcript has 5 exons. The record is from RefSeq and is a predicted model, not a curated record. Gene Ontology annotation, biological process: CENP-A containing chromatin assembly; chromosome segregation. The coding region runs from base 57 to 749 and encodes 230 amino acids. Lineage: Eukaryota; Metazoa; Chordata; Mammalia; Chiroptera; Pteropodidae. Gene Ontology annotation, cellular component: nucleus; chromosome, centromeric region; chromatin.
AGGAACCAUACUUGGGGCGGGGCCUGGUGCGUGUACGAAACCGUGGCGCCAGCUGCAUGAAGAUGGCGGUCCUGCCGCUGAAAGGUUCUUCCGGCUAUCCAAAGCUGCGGGAGGGCGACUUUUGUGAUGGCACUAAGAUGACUGACGAACCUUCUUUUACAAUUUCAAUGGAGUGGGACACGCAGGUGGUGAAGGGGUCCUCGCCGAUUGGCCCCGCGGCGCUGGGGAUCGAGGAGCCGCUAUCCGGCCAGCGGCUACCGUCAUGGCUGCUGCCCGAGAGGUGCGCCGUGUUCCAGUGCGCGAAAUGCCACGCUGUGCUUGCUGACUCGGUGCACCUCGCCUGGGACCUGUCGCGGUCCCUCGGGGCCGUGGUCUUCUCCAGAGUCACAAAUAACGUCGUUUUGGAAGCUCCCUUCCUCGUUGGCAUUGAAGGUUCACUCAAAGGCAGCACUUACAACCUUUUAUUCUGUAGUUCCUGUGGGAUUCCCAUUGGUUUCCAUCUGUAUUCUACCUAUGCAGCCCUAGCUACCUUGAGAGGUCACUUCUGCCUUUCAAGUGAUAAAAUGGUGUGCUAUCUCUUAAAAACAAAAGCCAUAGUAAAUGCAUCUGAAAUGGAUAUUCACAACAUGCCUCUACCAGAAAAAGUUGCGGAGCUUAAAGAGAAGAUAAUGUUAACGCAUACUCACUUAAAUUUACUCAUGGAGAUUCUGAAGGAAGUGACUUCUGACCAGUCCAAGCCAGAAAACUGAUCCAGAACCAAAGCAUGAGUUUCAAUGUCAGGCCUUACUGCGGUCUUCAACAAUAGGUGCUGUUUGAUCAUUUCUUGAGAAAGACUGACUUCAAAAAUCGAUGAAAAAUGUGGUUUAUUAUGUUUGCCUCUAGGCUGAUUUUUCCAAAUGAUUUGUGAAGCUUUUUCUAGAAGAUGAGAAAUUAAGGAAGCUUCUGUCCAGGUUUCAUAGUUAUUUGCCUUAUGAACUUAUUUUAGCCCCUUAGCAGUUUCAUAAUACUUAUUUCUGUAAACAUCUUUAACUAUAAAUUUAGGGAUUAAGAAGCAAUGUCCUAUGAAUGCUCUGACCUAAAGAUGUAUGGUUGGUCUGAAAAUAAAGUUGUACUUAAUGCUGAC